Messenger RNA from Moneuplotes crassus, 787 nucleotides. The record is from the annotation of a GenBank genome assembly. Lineage: Eukaryota; Ciliophora; Spirotrichea; Euplotida; Euplotidae.
CAUAAUGGAUUAUAACAGAUACGGCUACGGCUAUUGAGAUGGAGAUGACUCUCUUUCGGCGAAAUUUGAAGGUCUAUACCUCGGAGAUAGCCCCUACAGACCUCAAACAGCGGCUACUAAGACCUAUGCCAAAAAGAAGACCCAGAAGUAUGUCUCUUAUGGAAAGGAAGAAGCUAAGUAUAAGUAUCAUGAUGGAUAUCAGGAGGAUGACUCGGAUGAAAGCCAGAUUGCUGAAGCUGUUUUUAACCCUGAGACGUACUCAAAAGAUGAAGGAAUUACAUCUAUGGUCGCAAUAGACUGAGAAAUGGUAGGCGUAAAUUAUACAGAGAGUGGCCUCGCAAGAAUAUCCAUUGUCAACUAUGAUGGCCAUGUCUUAAUGGAUACCUAUGUUAAGCCUGAAGGGAAGAUCACUAACUACAGAAGUUGGGUCAGUGGAGUCUAUCCCUCAGAUCUCAAGUAUGCCAUGGGAUUUAAGAAAGCAAGAGCACAAGCUAUUGCUAUUCUUAAAGGAAGAGAUAUUAUAGGCCAUAGUCUUCAUAAUGAUUUCAAAGCAUUACAAUGGAGACCGAAGAAGUACAAUAUUAAAGACAUUAGCUUGAUCAAAGAGUUUAGACAUCCAGGUACUAACCAGCCUAGAUCUUUAAAGAAGCUAACUCUUGAGUUCCUAGGAAAGAAAAUACAGUCAGGCUCUCAUGAUAGUGUGGAUGAUGCCAGAGCAGCCCUUGGAUGCUAUAGAGUACACCAGAGCCAACAGAGCACUAGAAAGAAGAAGUAUCACUAUUAUUAA